AUGCCUCGCAAGAAGAUGAUGAAAGCUUGUAUAAAAUGCAAGCAACGCAAGAAAAAAUGCUCGGGACAGCUCCCCUGCGAUUACUGUGUUAAGAUAGAGCAGCCUGGAGGAUGUGAGUACCGCACGAGAACGAAAUCCAAGGUGGUAAAAGUGACCGAACGAUACAUAUCUUCAUUAAAAAACAAGAUUCGUGCCCUCGAAGCUGAACUAGCCAAGGCUUCUGAGGGCCCCGACAGCGAGGGCUGCCUGGAGGACGGAGCGACCUCGGCAGAAGUCAACCCCUUGAUAGAGCCUGAGUUCAGGCUUACACCUGACCUAGACAGCCCAAAACAAGAAAGCUUGACGAUCGGCUCAGUCGAGCACUGUGUUCAAGCGAGCCAACAUUCAAAACAAUUUUUGGGAAUGUCCUCGUGUGUGCAAUACUUAGCAAAGCUGAAGCAAUCAUUGGUAAACUCUUGCGGAAGCUCUACGGAGCAUUUUGUAGCUACGGAUGGCGGCUGGCCCCCAAAUGAUCUCGAUAUAAAUCGAAGUUUCGUUGAGAACGUGGCAACAAAGGAACUUCCUGACCUAAGAAAAGCUAAAGAGCUUAUUGAGAUUGCUCAUGAAAUUAUCGGCGCCGACUACAUGUUUUUGGAGACCGGUUAUUUUGAGGACACCGCACAACACCUCAUUUGUAAGAACCCACCGCCACUUCAAUCAGAGGCCAUUAUUGAAUACACAACAGAGCUACUUAGACUUGUAGCACAUCUCGCUCUGGGUUCACUUUUCGAUAAAGAAAAUGCUGAGUCAAGGUCUUUGGGAUUAAAGUAUCAUAGAACCACGUUGCUACUCUAUAGCGAGUUGGUGAAAACAUAUGAUUGUGCUGCCAGUACAUCGCUCAUACUAUCGCUAUUGUAUAUGGCGUACUUCUCUUUGUCUUUGAACAAAGCUACCUCGGCGUUUGUUAUGACAGGCAGUGCCAUACGAACAAUGUUUACGCUGGGCCUUCACAAAAGAACAAAAACUAUUGUUGAAAACCGAGUUUUUUGGCUAUGCUUUAUCUACGAUAGACUCUUGGCCGUUAGAUUCGGGUUUCCUUUGAUGAUAGAUGAACGCAAUAUCAACAUUCCGCUUCUCACUGAGGUUGAUGACAACUUGACAGCAGUCUCUCUGGACAUCUACCACUUUGUUUCUCAGGUUCGUCUUGCAAAAAUUACAACCCAAAUCAUCACGAAAAUUUACACGCGAAACCCAUACUCAUUUCUUCAUAACUGCCACGCAGUUCUAAAGCAGCUGAAAAAUUGGUUUGAAUCUUUGCCAGCAGAAUUGAAGUUUGAUUACAACGAUAUCAAAACUGCAACGACCCGAUCGACCUUCAACCUCCAUAUCAAUUAUAAUUAUUCGAUCAUAAUAGCUACUAGACCUGUCCUGCUCUACGUUUUCAACAGUAUUCUCACGGAGAACCGAACCAAAGAGAAGAUAUAUGAAGCGCGUCAACUUGAACUGAUAUCGGUGCUGCUGGAGUCAUGUGUUCAAGCUGCAGAGAUCCAAAGUCGAAUAUUGGCAAAGUUAUAUUAUGACGGUAAGUUGGCCAAUCGUUCGUUCUUAGAUUGUCACUAUAUCUUUAGUGCAACAACCGUUCUUAUUUUAACGGGCUACUGUUCGAUGCUUUCAGGAGAAUCCAUUGCUUUUUCUGGAGAUAUUGAAGGCCUUUUUGAUUUCAUACAGCACAAUCUCAAGAUACUGCAGGGGCUCUCAGAGUACAACCUUGCCGCUAAAAACUUCAACAAGCAAUUAACGGAGUUAAUAGACAUGAUGAGCUCAGAUGAGGUAGUAAAAGCUCUAGCAACAGGGCGUUCCCAGAAUGACCCCACCUCUGUUGAUUUUCAGCAGGCCGUUGCAAGUCCGCGUCCCAUGUCACGAAUUCUAAGGAAGAGGGGAAAUAAUCCGCCGAAAGAUUUUGAAGAAAUCGGCUACGUGGAUCUUUCUCAGUUGGUCAACAAUAUGGACGCCGAAUUUCGCUCAGGAUCAACUACAGACUUGUUCUUAGAUGAAGACUUCAUGAAUUAUGCAAGUGGUUCCCUUUGA
Lachancea thermotolerans CBS 6340 is the source of this 2067-nucleotide messenger RNA. RefSeq names its product KLTH0B10076p. NCBI's taxonomy places the organism in Eukaryota, Fungi, Ascomycota, Saccharomycetes, Saccharomycetales, Saccharomycetaceae. Gene Ontology annotation, biological process: DNA-templated transcription; regulation of DNA-templated transcription. Bases 1 to 2067 code for a protein of 688 amino acids. The record is from RefSeq and is a predicted model, not a curated record. Gene Ontology annotation, molecular function: zinc ion binding; DNA binding; DNA-binding transcription factor activity, RNA polymerase II-specific. The transcript has a single exon.